Molecule: messenger RNA, 1236 nt
Organism: Prunus armeniaca (apricot)
Lineage: Eukaryota; Viridiplantae; Streptophyta; Magnoliopsida; Rosales; Rosaceae
Source: the annotation of a GenBank genome assembly
AUGGCUUCUCAGUUACCCGGAAGGACUGACAAUGAAAUAAAGAACUACUGGAACACCAGAAUAAAGCGACGCCAGAGGGCCGGUUUACCAGUUUACCCUCACGACCUCCAGCCAGAAGCAGCAGCUGCUGCUUUCCACCACCACCAAAUGAGACACUCUUCUCCUUCCUCCUCCUCUGCUUCUUCAUUCUCAUCCCUCCUCUCCAACUCCCAGCCUCGAAAGCCCAGCACUUAUAGCCCCGCCCAGCUUUCUCUUUAUGACCACAUCACCACCUUCUCCUCCUCCUCAGAUCAUCACAACAACCACACCAACAAUUACCACCGCAAUGCUGCUUCUCUCUUUUCCAACCCCAUCACCCAAUUCAAUGGCAAUGGCGGUGGCUUCGCUAUGCCUUUUGGGUCCUCAUCUUCUUCAGCUCUCUUCAACCAGAGCCAUAACAUCCCAAACCCAAACCCUUUUGGGUCGUCAUCUACUACGCCUCCACCGCUUCACCAUCAGUACAAUUCUCAUGGAGGGUUUGGUGGCUACAACAAUCUUAGCCUCAGCUCGAUUAUCAUGGGGCCUCCUUCUUAUGACUCAACUGCGGGUUUGGUUGCGGGGUCCAAUGCAGAGCUCCCUUCGAACCAAACACCGCCAAGUAUUCAUGGCGACGAGGCUCCAAUGGGGGCUUCUGGCAAUACCAAUGAAGAUGAUCGCUAUGAAAUUGCACCUGUGCCAUCUCAAGGCAAUAGUGGUCUCUUGGAUGAUGUGUUGGCCGAGGCUCAUAACAUUUCGAAUAAGAGGUUGAAGAGUGAGGACAGUUCUGGGGUGUCUGGAAAAGAGAAAGGUGUGGUGGUGGUGGAGGAAGAGUCUAAUGAGGAGGAGGAGGAUGACACAGUGCAGGUCGAAUCAACUUUGAAGAAUAGCGGUGAUAAUAGUGCUGAAAACCAGAGGGAUGAUAGCUCGUCCCCGUCAUCAAUUGACAUGAAACAAAGUGAGGAUCCACUAGAUGAGAUGGACGAUGACUUGCUGAGCUUGCUCAACUUCUCCUCUACAGUGCCAGCAGUAUCUGAGACGUCGUGGUACCUGGCUGAAUGCAUGUUCAACAGCGGAUCAUCAGCAAGUGAGAAUGUGGGUCUAGACACUCAGCAAAAUGCCCCGUUGACAUUGACGUCGGUGAAGACCACGGCAGCAGCACCCGAAGUCCAGCGCACCUUAGGAGCCUGCUACUGGAACAACAUGCCUGGCAUAUGUUAA